AUGAGAGACAUUGCAGGUACGACCAAUGUAUGGAAUAGCCGUUGCCGGAAGACCACCUCCUCUUUGGUCUAUCUCUCUUCCACAGCUGAAGAGCUGGAGGGGUCUUUAAGCAGCGCCUCGCUUGCAAUAACCUGGAAAUUCGCGGAAUCCCUGGAGAUCCAAGGACCAAAGAUGGCCCGAGCAAAAGAGUGCAGUCGAGUUUCCACUCAGUUCCUGGCAAUGGGAGCUAUUGCGUACGCUGCUACCGCCGUGGCAAAGCCUUCGUUUACCAAGAGGGCAAUUGAUGGAUCCAAAGUUCUUGCAUGGACUUCAGAUUGUGCUACGGCUGCAGCGACUGAUUUCAGCUUGGCCCGAGAGACCAUGCUUAACGAUCUGAGUAUCGAUUUCACCAACCCUGACCCAAUGGCUAUGGGGCUUUCCUCAUCAAGCUCCGAUAUGAAGUUAGUCUCUAUCCCCAGAGUGUCCUGGCCGAUAAAGAAUAUUGCUGGCCUUGUUACUAUCACUAAUGAUGGUGUCGCAAUCGCAGAGUUUGAGGCUCCAAGCACUCCUGAGGUUAAAGGUGCCAUUCUCAAGGCUGCCAUCGGAAACACUAUUCUAAGGGUUAUACCAGGACAGGAAGAAGCAUUCUCCAAGUUCAGUGAGGCCUUGAUAAGCAAGUCCUCUCAUACAUUCACCGUCAGCGGGAAUAUCGAUAUUGGCCUUAAGGUCUCAGGCAUUUCGCUCUUUAGCGGACCUAAUGGUGCUGCUCCUUCUGCUUCAUCAAAGAUUCUAACCGCCACCAAUGUCGGUUUCUCGUCCAUUGCUACUUUGCGGGCUUGCGAGCACAUUCUAGUGAAACCUAUGAGCCUAGUGAGCCUUAAAAAGGAUGCUGCUUCCGGGGCCGUUGAGUCUCCAAACCUAGUCCUAGAUAUAGGCGACAACGUUGUGGCAAUGACCAUGACGUCCAUUGACCCUGAUUUCUAUACUAUAUUGACAACCAAGAGCAAUACAUUCACCAUAACAGGUUUUGAAGGUUCAGUGAAAAACCCUAUUCUAGUCAAAGCAAUGCAUGUCUUUAGGAUUUCACUUACGAUCCCCAGAAUUGAGGUUGCAUAA
This is a messenger RNA of Lobosporangium transversale, 1095 nucleotides long. RefSeq lists its product as hypothetical. Lineage: Eukaryota; Fungi; Mortierellomycota; Mortierellomycetes; Mortierellales; Mortierellaceae. Bases 1 to 1095 code for a protein of 364 amino acids. The transcript has 9 exons. The record is from RefSeq and is a predicted model, not a curated record.